This is a messenger RNA of Fulmarus glacialis (Northern fulmar), 1804 nucleotides long. RefSeq names its product zwilch kinetochore protein (gene ZWILCH). Gene Ontology annotation, biological process: protein localization to kinetochore; mitotic spindle assembly checkpoint signaling. The record is from RefSeq and is a predicted model, not a curated record. The coding region runs from base 58 to 1506 and encodes 482 amino acids. The transcript is spliced from 15 exons. Lineage: Eukaryota; Metazoa; Chordata; Aves; Procellariiformes; Procellariidae. Gene Ontology annotation, cellular component: RZZ complex.
UCUGGACCAGUAGCUCUUUCUGUCAGAAGAGCAAAGCAGUUGAUUUCCUUAUUUACAAUGGUACAAAAUCCAAACAUGACCCACUUGAAGAUAAGUGAACUGGUUGUGCUUCCUCCCCUCUGGAUAAGGUGUGAUGGUUCUGAUCCUGAACAUACUUGUUGGCUUGGAGCUGAGCCUCUCAAAGCUGGAAACAAAAUCACAGGAAUCAAUUUUUAUAUGGUUACAUGUGAUGCUGAUAAAACCUGUUUUGCAAACCUGGAAGAGCUCAAAAUGGCACAUAAAAUGAAACAUCAUUCAUCUAUUGUGAUGACAAAAGGAUUUGCUCAGUAUGAACUUAUUAGAGCUGCUGCAAUAGAGGACACAAUUGUAGAAUCUGAAAGCAAUAUCUAUGUUGAUAUUACGUGGAAUACUGUAGAUAAGAUUCUGGAGACACCCCCACUAAUUUCAGCUGCCACACUGAAUAUUACACUGGAGUCUGGGGACCCCAGAAGUCCUGUAUAUCAGCUAUAUAGAGAACUGCAGUUUCUGCUUGCUUUGGCCGAAGGUUUGAAGACAGGUGUGACUGAGUGGCCUGAGCCCAUAGAGUCUGAAUCAGCUGUUGAACUGGUCCAGGAAUUUCUGACUGAUUUAAAGAAGAAACUGGAUGGAUAUUGUAUAUCUGGAAACAGCAAUGAAACAGAGGUAUAUAAAAUCAAAUGUGACACUGCUGCCGUGGACAGUUCAAUAAAAUCAAUCUUCAGUGAGCGAGGAGACCUGGAUUUUGCUGAACAAUUAUGGUGCAAAAUGAGAAGUAAGUGUGUCAGUUCUUAUCAGGAGUUGAUAGAGUGUUUCACACUAAUCAUAAAAUCCUUGGAACGUGGUGAGAUACAGCCAUGGAUUCAUCAAGGGAGUAGCAGUUUGCUAAGUAAAUUGAUUCAACAGUCUUAUCAUGGAAAGAUAGAGGUCGUUUCCCUCAGUGGCAUUACUCCAAUUCAAAUGCUCUUGGAGAUUGGUUUGGAUAAGAUGAAGAAGGAUUAUGUCAGUUUUUUCAUAGGCCAGGAACUGGCAACAUUAACCUACUUGGAUUACUUCAUUUCCACAUCAGUAGAUCUGCACGAACAAGUUCAUCGUGUUCAAAAGCUUCACCAUAUGCUGGAAAUAAUGGUCAGCUGUACAGUCUUACUUCAGUUUAAACAUGAGAACCUCUUCCCUUUGACACAAAUUUGCAUGAAGUAUUAUAAGGAAAACCCUCUAAAUGAGAAGCAUGUGUUUCAACUGCCGAUCAGACCAGCAGUUGUCAAGAAGUUCUAUCAAAAUGAUCACCCAGAAAUAUGGAAGGUGGACAUAAGUAGUGGGCAUGGACAGAAGGAGGUUAAAACAACAUGGCAAAUUAGUACUAAUCCUCCCGUUGAACAUAUAACAUCAAACAAUAUAGGUCUCUUUUCCGAUUCCACAGUUAAUGGAAGCAGUGAAGAAAGAAUGUAUUUUAUUACAAUGGCUAAGUGCAGUCAGGUGCAUUUCACAUAAAUGCGUAUUACUCUACAGGCAGGCACUUGAAAGGUACAGUAAAGAGGAAAGUUCAGUAUUAUCUGUGUCCCAACAAUAUAUUUAGAAACACUCUGUGAUUUGAAGAACAGUACAUCUUACUGAGUUAUUUGCCUUGGUAUGCUUGAAGUGUGACCAUAAUUCAUCUGUACGCAUCUAGCUUGUUUAUAAAUGUUGUGUGAUUAUGAAUGUACAGUAUAAUUAUUUUGAAAAUAUAGAAGAUAUUUUUGUUCGUAUAUUUACAAACAUUCAAUAAAGUUCUGCACUUUGGGGUUUUAAA